Messenger RNA from Penicillium malachiteum, 318 nucleotides. RefSeq lists its product as uncharacterized. Bases 1 to 318 code for a protein of 105 amino acids. The record is from RefSeq and is a predicted model, not a curated record. The transcript has a single exon. Lineage: Eukaryota; Fungi; Ascomycota; Eurotiomycetes; Eurotiales; Aspergillaceae.
AUGGAAUCCAGAUGCGGAGAAGGGAAGUCGCGUCGGAGUCUGAAGCAACAAUCUAAGUUUGGAUCCAUUGACCGAAAACCAGCAGGGGAAGAAUCCCAGGCUACAAUGCUCCCCGGAAAAACCGCUGUAUACUUCCGCAAGCCACCAACAGGCAACGUAGAUCCGAAGAAAUUGAACCAGGGAAACUGUGGUCUAGUUCUCGGCAACUCCGUUGACUUGCAGCUUCGGAGGUCACAAAUCAGCUUGCGAGCCUUGAUCGCGGCUGUGGAAAUUACUCCCCGUCGAGUGACAUCGUCUUUGUCUCAAACUUUAUUGUAG